This is a messenger RNA of Ahaetulla prasina, 9141 nucleotides long. RefSeq names its product GPRIN family member 3 (gene GPRIN3). Gene Ontology annotation, cellular component: plasma membrane. The coding region runs from base 554 to 2857 and encodes 767 amino acids. The record is from RefSeq and is a predicted model, not a curated record. NCBI's taxonomy places the organism in Eukaryota, Metazoa, Chordata, Lepidosauria, Squamata, Colubridae. Gene Ontology annotation, biological process: neuron projection development. The transcript is spliced from 2 exons.
CGAACUCGCUCUCUCUCCCCCACCUCUCGACGCUUUCAAAGGAAGGCCGGGCAGGCGGGAGGGCGCGAAGCAGCAGCCGGUCCGAGGCUCAAAACAGCGGGAAAAGCCACCACCCCUUGCCCGACGCUGGGGAGACGGAGCGAGGUUAGCGAGCGGCUGCCUGCCCGCCCGUCCGUCCUUCCCGCCUUUGGAGACACCUGCCCAGCCACGCCGCUUCCGACACUCUCCUUCGGGAGCGUCCGCCGGGUGGUUGGCUUCGCGGCUGGCUCCCACCACCACCGCCAUCUCCCCUCCUCCCCGGCCGGCGAGUCCUCCUUUCCUGCGCUCGCAUGACAGAGGAUCCCUCGCUCUCUCUCCCUCCGCAAGGUCAACCCGCCUGGACGUCUGCGCUGCUGCUGCAGCGGCUGCCGAGGAGGAGGAGGAGGAGGCUGCAGCCGCUUUCCUCCCGCCUGCCGAGAGAUUGAUGCAUCCUUUCAGCCUGAGUGUACCUUAGAAAGAAUUUGUAACUGCCACUGCACGAAUUUGCCUAGAUUUUGUACCCUGUCACAUUUCCAUGGGGACCGUACAAGAUCCACUGAGAUCUACUAAGCUUUCAUUGGUCACAGCUGAAGAAUCCCCUAAACACCUGUGCAAGCAAGCAAGCAUAGAAAGCAACAGUAAUGGAUAUCCUUUUCCUGCCAAGGACCAGCCGUCUGGAGGAUGCUUGUUUGAAGUGAACUCUGGCAGAGGAGCCAAUGUUCCAAAGAGCGACUGGCAUUGUGAAUAUGACGCCAAGCAUCCAAAUUCACUUUCUCCUGGGUCUGUCAGCUCUUCCAAAGAAAGCAGCAUGGCAGCUCCAGAACCAGUAAGUUACGCUAAGCAGGAGGGCUUCAGAGCCCAAGUCCAAGCCCCAGCAUCUGAAGCCCACACUUCAGUGCAUGGUGAAGUUAAAGUGACUCUUACCCAAGAGGCUAACAAAAAUAUUCCAAGUGGUAGUGGACAAUCGUGUAAUAUAAUUGAUCAAGCAACCAUACUUCCUGGAGGAGACCUUGAUGUUGUGGAGAGCAAAUCCAAGGAUUAUUCCAUUCUUCCUUCCUCCCCUAUUUAUUCUGAUAUCCAGCAAGCAGCUUCUGCGGGGAAGGACAAUGUGUGUGAAGUUAUCGUCUCUGAAAACAGCCAAGUCUUGGUUUCCUCUGAUGAGAUGGGUCUCGAUCUGAAACCUCCUGUUUGCGUGGAAACAGAAUUGGGGAAUACAAAGAAUGCAACUUUCUGUCCUAAGACCAAGCCACAGACCGCAUCCGAAUGCAACCUUGAGAGCACUCCAGAGACAUCGUAUACUGGUAGGGAGGAGCCUACAGCAAAGGUAGUACCAAACCUGUCCAAAUUUAGAGACACAGGUACAAUGACAGUAACGCCUGAGAACAGAUCUGUACAGGCAGAGACGAUAAGCAGGACUCAUCAAGAUGCUGAGGUUCAAGCUGUAGCUAGUGUGGAAAGCAGGUCAGCUUCCACCAGCCCAAGUAUCUUGACGGCAUUCUUAAGAGAGAACAUGUCUCCUGAGGCAAAACAGGACCCAGAUCAGUUGCACGUCAUUUAUAUGGGAACUGGAGGGAAAGAGGAAUCUGAAAUAAUCGGUGACUUUGCAGCCACGGUCCAAACACCUUCAGCUAUUGGCAUUAUGCACAAAGUAGAUGUUCAAAUACCACCGACAACAGGAAAGCCUCUGGGAAGUCCUAAUGUCAGACUUCAGGAGAAUCUCACAAACACGCCCGAUCCAAUCUGUGCAGCUUUGUUGGAUAAGGCAGAAAGGAUGCAUUCACUGGCAUCUGAUAAUUCUCAAGAAACUUUGGCCAAGAGGACAGAGGUGCAAAUGACAGGCGUGGCUAAAAAUUGCGGCAACGUUCCGCAGCAGCUGUCCGACAGCUUGGUUUUGCAGAAAGCAAGACCUGUUUCCCAAAUUAGCGUCGGUUCCAGUAAUCAGCCUGUGUCUACCCAGCACCCUGCAAACUUUGAAACUAAACUACCUCCGUGUUUUUCAACCCCAGCCACCGACAGUAAAUAUCAACCCUCCGAUCCUUCUUCGUUCCAAGAAAAUCCUCCUCCUUUUUGUCCCAGGUCAUCGGAACAAGCCAAGGCUACAGUUAUCGGUAUGGAUACUGAGAGGGCCCAUCAGGAGAAACGGCUGCAGAUCAAAACUGUUGAUAAAGCUCUUGAGAAAGCUCUGCCCAGUUUUGCCAUUGCUGUAAAUCCAAAGAGAGAAGGAAAGGUCCAUCUCAUAGCUGAAGAACAAAAGAUCAAUAUGACAGGGUCUAUUAUUGACUCCCAAACAAUGAGUGUUCCAGCUGUAGCAGAAAUCAAGCAAGGUAUGGUUCCUGGGGAUACCAAGGCAGAAACUUUGGUCAGUCAGAAUCCAAUAUCUAAGUUGAGUAGAAGUUUUGGCGCUGCUGUAGGAAUCCAGAAGGGUCCGGUGCUUGAUGUACCAGCCGCUCCCACUUCUUCAAGUCCUACGCCACGUUUUGGUGAAAAGAAGAAAGGGCCCAAGGCUCUCACUGCUGAGGUAAACGCGCAUCUGAAGCAAUCCAAGCAUGUCAGGGAUGUUGUGUGGGAUGAACAGGGCAUGACCUGGGAGGUUUACGGAGCAUCUCUAGAUCCAGAAUCAUUGGGAAUCGCUAUCCAGAACCACUUGCAGAGGCAGAUUAGAGAGCACGAAAAACUGAUCAAGGCUCAAAGCCCCCAAGCCCGUAAAUCAAUAUCUUCAGAUACGUCUUCAAAUAAAAAAUUGAAAGGCAGGCAUCACAACGUUUUUCAUUCCAUGCUGCAGAAUUUUCGACGCCCAAAUUGCUGUGUUCGUCCUGCAGCUUCUUCUGUGUUGGACUGAAAAAGAAAACCAAAAAAAAAUAAUAAUCAAGAAACGAGGGUGGAAACGUAACACAUCCGUUUGUGUGCACAUGUGUACUUGUACAAGGAACUCUGUGAAUAUUUGAGAUUCUAAUACACUGAUACAGGGUUGAGGGGAGAGAAAAUUAUGACAGUAUAUUUCGUUCCACUAGUUAACAUGCCUUCAUCUGUCUAAUUUCUGCAAAUAACAUAUGAAACAUUCAAGAUCAUGCCAGAACUUCCCAGUCAUUUGCCAAAUAAAAUAGAAGUACUGGGUGAAGCACAAUUCAGAACUGUCAGGUUACUUAAGUAACUCACAGUAGCUUUAGAUAAAAAGAGAAGGGUGACUAAAUCUUAAAUAGAUUGUUUCAUGAGAUAAUGUGGAAAAACAUUCCCAAACUGGGGAGUGGAAAGAAGGAAAGUUGGGUUGGGUUCAAGCAGAAAGGUUAGAAGGAAUGGUGCUUUCUUAACUGUAUAAGCCCUUCAAAAUUGAGACUCGUCUACACAUUAGAUACAGGACCUGGUGCCCAAACCCUUCCAGCUGAGUUUUGCCCAUUGGCAGCCACUGCCAGCCUUGCCCCACUGAAGGUGCUUAAUCUCAAAUGAAAAGUGCAUAAAUUUCCAACCAUUCUGAUACUGCAAAGCCAGAUUUUGUCUUAAGCAUUUGGGACUUCUGUUUAUUCAUUUACAUGCUGAUUUUUGUUUUUUGUUUUGUGCCUUGUUUUCUCCAAUGAUUCUCAGAGAACAGAUGAAUACACAGAGAGAGAGAGAGAGAGCACUUCACAUAAUACUAGAGAAAAUAGGAUGGAUUGGAGAAAUUAAAGAUUGGUAGAAACUUUUGCAGUCUUUUCGUGUACACAUUUCCAGCCUAUUAAUGCUUGCUGCAUAGAUUUUUGUUUGCUUGCUUCCUGAUAUUGCCUGAUCGCUAGUGAAUUCUGGGAGCUGAAGUCCAUACAGUAUAAAAUUGCCAAGGUUGAGAACACUAAUCAAAGGGGAAAGCAACUUCAUUUAUUGAAAAACUUUCAAAUCACUGUAUAGUGAACCAGGAACCUACUGAUCACUGGUUUAAUUUCUCAUCUACAUUUCUUAUGACAUUGCUGCAUAUUCUAGCCUUUCCAAAUAUUUUGUGCCUUCCAGGUGUGUUGGAUUAGAAAUCCUGGAAGGCACAGCUAUGUCAAACUCGCGGCCCAGAUGCGUCACGCGCUGGCCAUGCCCACACUCAGUUUAGUGAAGGGAAAAUAGUUGUGAUAUGUCACGUGAUGACAUGUUGUUGUGAGUUUGACACCCCUGUUCUAGAACAAGGGCUUUCCAUGGUUGAGAAAGAAGAUAAGAAUUCCUUUUUCUAUAUUAUUUGUUAUCUUCUUUGGUGCAAAAGCACUAGUCUAUGACUAUUUUCAUGCUUGAAGCUAUGCUUUGACUCUUAUAUUGUUACUUCUAAGCUCCAGUACUCCAGUUAACAUAGUAACAGAGUUGGAAAGGGACCUUGGAGAUCUUCUAGUCCAUGGGUCUCAAACUUGUGUGUCGCAUUCAGCCAACAGGCCGCCAGUUUGACACCCCUGUUCUAGUCCAACCUCCUGCUCAAGCAGGAAAACCUAUACCAUUUCAGACAAAUGGUUGUCCAUCUUAAAAACCUCCACUGUUGAAGCACCCACAACUUCUGGAGAUGAGUCAUUCCAUUGAUUAAUUGUUCUAACUGUCAGGAAAUGUAUCCUUGGUUCUAGGUUGGUUCUUUCCAGGGGUGAAAUGCUCCCACCGGAUUGCUUGAUCCGGUAGCGAUGGGGGUGGAUAAUUCGGAGAACCGGCAGCAAAAAUCCCUGCCCUCCCUCACUGCCCACGCCUCGCUGUUCCUCUUCUCUGUCCCUGAAGCUCUCGGUGGUGAUAUAGCUGCAAACGGCCUUAAAUGACUGCUGCGGUGCUUCAAAGGGCCACGCUAUAGCUGAUCACUGCUGUAGGCAGCUAGUAGACUGGUGUCUCUAUUUUUAAAGAAGAUAGAUCAGUGCGCUCCCAAGUUUUGUAUACUUUAUUAUUUUUAUUAUUAUUGGCCAUGCCCAUUCAGCCACCAGACCACCAAGCCACGCCCACCAGGUCACCUAACCACCAAGCAACGCCCACCAAUUAAGCCACACCCACAGAACCAUUAGGGAAAAUUUUUAGAUUUCACCCCGGUUCUCUCCUUGAUUAGUUUCCAUCCAUUGCUUCUUGUCUUGCCUUCAGAUGCUUUGGAGGAAAGACACUUUAGAUAUUAGUUGCUUUUUUCCCCCAGCAUAGUAUUCCUCUGUAGAUGUUUCUAGAGUCAUCUAUGAAUAAACAACUGUUUCUAGCUUUGGUUCUAAGAUGAUCACAUGCAUGUGUCACUAAGAAUGUGAGAUGCAUAUGCCCAUUUAUAUAUACAGAUGCUGAUAUAGAAAUAGUUGCUGUAACUGAAAGAGAAGUGUAAUGCAGUUCAGCAGAAUGGAGAAAGGUUGUGAUCAUAUGACCUUGGAGCAUAUUUCACUUAUUGUCUGAAUUUUAAACUGCUGAUAAGUAAAUCAACCCAACUAUGUUCUUCCUUCCUGAUUGUUGGUUUUUAAAUCUUUAAAUCGGAUUAAGUGGCAGUGUUUCUCAACCUUGGCAACUUUAAAUUGUGUGGACUUCAACUCCCAGAAUUCCUCAGCAUGUUUGGGGAACAGGGUUGGCUGGAGAAUUCUGGGAGUUGAAGUCCACACAUCUUAAAGAUGCCACGGUUGAGAAAUUUGUGUGCUCAGAAAAUUAUUUCUAAAAAUAUAAAUAUGAUGAUAGGAUAAUGCAGAUGUGCUUGGAAUUUAUUUAGCAAAACAUGGAACAAAAUUGUAGAAUUUUCUCUGCAAAUUGAUUAAACCCAAGAAAGUUCCUUUGUUAACUAUGACUUGUUCAGUAAAUUAUGAUUAACAGUAUAUUGGGAUGAAUGCAAGCAACAUUAUAACUUCAUACAAUGCAUAAUCUAGCCCAGUGAACUUAAAUGAGUUGAAUCCCAGAAAAGGCAAUGACAUUACGGCAACCUAAAUCUCAGGGAUUUUCAUGAUUUUUUUGUGGUUCUGCCUAAUGUUAUUGUGAAAGGUUAUGCUUCUAAUAAGACCAUUUGGGAGGGGGGAAGGCAAUACCGAUAGCAAUCAUUCAUUCUGCCAGCUUUAAUCAAUUCCAUAUUCCAUUGCUUUCAGUGGGAAAUAAGCAUGUAUAUUACCCAUUUCUAUUGAAAUCAAAUACUAAAAAUGAUUUCUUUGGACUGGACUGAACCAUCACAUGAAUGUAAAAAAAAUGUGUUCCCCCAUUAUGGAAAAAUAACUCUAAUUUGUGAUCAUUUGUGAUUAUCAUAUUUAUGGGCUCCCAACCAUCUUCAUUAGAGCUUUUGCAAUGUAGAUCUUCUCAGGCCUUGCUUUAUUGUUUGCUUUGCAGCAAAAUCGGCUCUUCUGGCAGUUCAACACACACAAUCACUACGGCAGGAAAUUUCUUGAAAGGCAUUCCAGUUUUUCAAUCUUUCCUUGAACACUGUGCUACACUGCAAACCCAAACAAAAACAGCUCUGUUGCAUUAUUUAAUCAAAGAACUGAGCUUUCAACCCUUGUAUUUCGCAGAGUUAUUGACCGCCUUUUGACAGCAGCAUGGUGGCCUAGAGGUGGACCUCUUGCUUCACAAUCAGGAGGCUGUGAGUUCAAUCCUAGAUAGCAGCAGAUAUUUCUCUCUCUGGGCUCAAAUGUAAAUAUCUGCUGUGAACUCUGCAUAGGAGUCAGGAAGGGCAUCCGGCCAGUAAAUGCUCAGUCCAUUCAGUCGCCCUAAAUUCACCCUGAUGCAAGGGAUUACUAGGUUGUUAAAAACAAUUGCCUUUUGAGAAAAUUUGUGGGGGUCUAACUUUUGACUUCAGUUGUUGUGGCUCUUGGCUAUCCAUCUAUACUGAAUUAUAUGGACAGAGCUAAAAAAGAAAAAGAGAUUAAAGGAAAUGGAUAUAUAAAUUCCUAGGAAAAAAGAUGAGCUUCUUCCCACCUUCCUGAGAUUCAGUCCUAUUAGCAAUAGCACUUAGACUUAUAUGCCACUUCACAGUGCUUUCCAGCCCUCUCUAAGCGGUUUACAGAGUCAGCAUAUUGCUUUCAACAAUCUGGGUCCUCAUUUUACCCACCUCGGAAGGAUGGAAGACUGAGUGAACCUUGAGCCUGGGGAGAUUUGAACUGCCAAAUUGCCAGCAGUCAGCAGAAGUAGCCUGCAGUACUGCAUUCUAACCACUGCGCCACUGUGGCUCAUAUUGAACUUGAUAGGACUUAUUUUUGAAUAGAUGCCUACAAGAUUCUCAUGCUAACUUGGAAUCGUAUAUUUGGAACACAUUGUAUUAGGAAACAAUUUAUUAUAAUAUACACAAAGCACAUAUAAAGAUCAGUGUCAAGCUAAUAAAAUCCUAUAUCCUUAAAUGAGUUAGAAACCACGAAUCGGAAAUGAAGGUCUCUGUAUUAUAUUUUUAUCUGAUCCUCUAUGCAAAUAUAAGAAGAUUCAGUAAUUGAUUAACAGGUUUACAUGUAGAAAUCACAGCGUUUUGUCAAGUAUCAGCUGAAAUACUAGGUAGCAGAUUAGGGAAAAUUCCACGCAAAAUAGCUGGAUGAUCCAAUUUGAACUAGAGCAGACCAUGUCAGUCUAGAUCGGUGUUUCUCAACUUUGGAUACUUCUUUAAGUCUGGACUUCAGCUUCAAGAAUUUCCCAGCCAGUAUGGCUGUCUGGGGAAUUCUGGGAGCUGAAGUCCACACAUCUUCAAGCAGCCAAGGUUGAGAAAAAUUGAUCAGGAUAUAUAUAUAAUCUCAAAAAGUACCAUAAAAUGGCGUCCAGUCAUAUUGAGCUGCCAUGAAUCAUUAAUACAACAAUUCUAUAUGGUAAUUAUUCUAAUCAUAUAGAAAUUAUGGUUGGUAAUAUAUUAUGGAAAAGAACAUGAUUGUGGGCUGUGCUGUAUAUUACCUCUAGCAUUGAAGACAAUUCCCUAGUUUUUGGAAAAAGAAGGCCAGGAUGCAAACACAAAGAUAAGUCACUCAUGUUCCCAGCAGAACUGAGAUUCUUAAAGCUAUAAUCCUGUCACUUCUGUUCGUUCAUUCUACUUAAAUUUGAACUGCUUUUAUGUGCUUAAUAACUAAAGAGGUUUUUGAAAAAUAGAGCCAUUUUAAUAAACUUCAUGUAAAUCAAUGUUAUUCUUUAGGUGAACCAGAUUUUUUUUAGGAUUCUUUUGUAAAGAAGGAAUUAUCUGGAAGGGUUCUCUUUGAAAGCCACAGAGGGAACUUUUACAACUUUGUUGUAUUGUAAUUUGAAGAUUAUGCACUAACAAGUUUAUUGAAAUCAUUUGAGUUGGCCCCUAAACUGAGAAAAGGAUUCCUAAUUCCACUGGGUUUUUUUUUCCCCUGCUGAUCCCGAUUCAGUUUAACAGCAGACAUGCAAUGGGAUCCUUUAGGUAUAAAACAGGGGCCUCCAACCUUAGCAACUUUAAGACUUGUGGACUUCAACUCCCAAAAUUCCUCUGCCAGCUUUGCUGGCUGAGGAAUUCUGGGAGUUGAAGUCCACAAGUCUUAAAGUUGCCAAGGUUGGAGACCCCUGGUAUAAAAGGUAAAGAUUUCCCUGUCAGUCAUGUCUGACUCUAGGGCACGGUGCUCAUAUCUGUUUCUUGGCCAAGGGAACCAGCAUUACCAAACACAAUUUCCAUGGUUGUGGCCAGCAUGGCUAUACACCAAAGGCGCACAGAACAUUGUUACCUCCCCACCAAAGUGGUACCUAUUUAUCUACUCAUAUUUGCAUGCUUUCGAACUGCUGGGUGGACAGGAGCUGGAGCAAGUAACGUGAGCUCACCCCAUUGCAGGGAGCUUGGAUCUUGAACCCGAGCUGUCAGCUCUCCAGCUGAGAAGCUCAGCGUCUUUAAACUGAGCCAUUGCGCCCCUCCUUUAGGUAUGUCAUAAAUGGUGAAUUUUCUGUCUGGAAAAGGAAACCAUUCUUAAUUAUGAAGGAUAAUUAUGUUCUAUUAGAUUCUCAGCAUGUCAAGUUAAUGGGCACUUGGGCAAAAUAGCCACAGGGCCUCUCACAUUUUAACUAUUAACACUGCCAGUUUCUAUUCCAUUCUGUCCCUAAUUUUCUUCCCAAAAUCUUUUUUUUAACUUGUAAACAUAUUUUUCUGUAGAACAAUACUCACAACCAGAUUUUUCAUUUCUCCAGGAAAUACCUUAAAAGAAACAGCUUCAAAGAAAAAUGUAUGGGUAUGAUUCCAUUUGGGACUCCUUAAAGUAGUUUAUAUACAAUUACUAUAAGCCAGGG